Chroicocephalus ridibundus (black-headed gull) is the source of this 10328-nucleotide messenger RNA. RefSeq names its product TNF receptor associated factor 3 (gene TRAF3). Gene Ontology annotation, molecular function: zinc ion binding; tumor necrosis factor receptor binding. The record is from RefSeq and is a predicted model, not a curated record. NCBI's taxonomy places the organism in Eukaryota, Metazoa, Chordata, Aves, Charadriiformes, Laridae. Bases 1390 to 3000 code for a protein of 536 amino acids. Gene Ontology annotation, biological process: innate immune response; regulation of apoptotic process; regulation of defense response to virus. The transcript has 11 exons.
CAAGUAUAUUAAAGUUAACAAACAGUUAUUUGUUCUUCAUAUGUAUUAAAAUAUUUUUUGGAGACAGUUUUCACUUUGGUUAUCCAAUAUAAUAAGGAAUUGUUUUCAAGAAUAGUGUUCUGGUAAUGUUCCUUUUUUGUCAAGAGCUAAAAUCCCAAUCCUUUUCUAUGUCUCAUCCAUGUCUUUGGAUGCUGGUUUUUUUUCAUGCCAGAAUUUUAAGGGUAUAGCACUGCUAUAACGCUGCUGUUUAGCUGUGGAGUGCACUACUUCAGUAAGAAGGAAACCUUGGAGGUGCCUGAAUUUUCUGUGAAUCAGAAGGGGUUGGUUGGUGUGUCAGGAGGAAAAGGAGAGCCACAAAAUUCCCUGCACUAAAUUCAGCUUUAUAGCUAACAAUAUGAAAGGACAGUGACCAGGGCAAUUGCAAUCGGUGUCUAAACUCAGGAUGGGAGCUUAAAAGAGCUUUAGAACUUAAAUUUCUUGCCCGGUUACUAUUUAAAUGUUUAGUACAGAAAUUCGUAUUUCAUUCAUGACAUCUGUAAGAAUUAUGGGCUGAUUUGCAAUUUAUAUGCUAUUUUGAUGGGGAAAGUUGCAGAUCUCCUUUUCAUAUGAGUAAGAGUUUAUUCCUGUAGUUUCCUAUAAAUCUCACUGCUGGGCUAUUUUUCCAGCUACUGUGUUUCUAGAAUGAGCCAGAUUGGGUUUUCCUUGGCCAGUGUGUUUCUUUUGCCCCAGUCUGAAUCCACUCCUUAGCCUCCAAAUUAAUAUGAUUGUGGUCCAGACUAGUGUGGCUGCUACUUUGUUAGCUGCAGUAGCCUUUCCUUUCCCCUGAGGGCCAAAGGUGAAUUGUAGCAUGGACAAAGAUCAAAAAGAAAGCCACCAAAAGAUCAUAUUUAUAGCUGUGGAAGUUUGUGGCAUUUCUCCUGAGUAGAUAAAUGUUAUGUUGGUCUCAUGUUACAAAGUCGCUGACUUUAGACACGAUAAUGGGGAUGAGAGCCCAGCGCGUUUAGCGGCAGGUGUGCAAUUCUGUGACUGUUUGAACUUCCGUAACUCUGUGUAACUGCUGAGGCUGAUCCAUCUCCGCAGCGUUCUGUGCAGGAUGACAGCAGGGAACGCGCUGCCGAGGUGGGCCCUUGGUGCCGCUCUGCUUAGUGUCAUCUGGGAACAUCGCUGCUCUGGCACUACGGAAUAGCUGCUCAGAUCGGUCAGAGUUCACUGGCACUGUUGGACUCUGUGGGUAAAGAAAGAAACCGGGCAGACUGUAGCAAAGCUCCCCUCAUUGGCAAGAGUAAAAAGAACCCCAACAGAGCAUUGAGAAAGCCUGUUCUCCUUUCUCCUCAAGCUGCCAAUCAAAUGAGAUUCAGAUAAAACGAAGGAAAUAAACUAUCUUAGAGCAUGGACAGCAGUAAGAAGACAGAACCCCCUUUGUCUGUAGAAAUGGUACAACAAAGAGCCAAUCCUGAUCGCAGUCCUUCAGCAUCGAUUUAUGUUCCAGAGCAAGGUGGCUACAAAGAGAAAUUUGUAAAUGCCGUGGAAGAUAAGUAUAAAUGUGAAAAAUGUCACUUCAUCUUAUGCAAUCCUAAACAGACUGAAUGUGGACACAGAUUCUGUGAGACCUGCAUGAAUGCCUUGCUCAGUUCUUCUAGUCCAAAAUGUACAGCGUGUCAAGAAAGCAUAGUAAAAGAUAAGGUAUUUAAAGAUAAUUGUUGCAGGAGAGAACUACUUGCCCUUCAAAUAUACUGCAGAAAUGAAAACAAGGGCUGUAAAGAACAACUAUCUUUGGGUCAAUUACUGAUGCAUUUGAAAACUGAUUGUCAGUUUGAAGAACUCUCGUGUCCUCAUGCUGAUUGCAAAGAGAAAAUACUGAGAAAAGAUUUGCCAGACCAUGUAGAGAAGACCUGUAAAUACCGGGAGACAACCUGUAAAUAUUGCAAAAGCCAAGUCCCAAUGAUUAUGUUGCAGAAACAUGAAGAUACAGACUGCCCGUGUGUCAUGGUUUCAUGUCCUCAUAAAUGUAGUGUUAAAACACUCAUGAGGAGCGAGUUGAAUGCACAUUUGUCAGAAUGUAUUAAUGCCCCAAGUACCUGUAGUUUUAAGCGUUAUGGCUGCACUUUUCAGGUGGCCUUGCUCCAGAAUGAAAGUUUGGAAAAGAACAAGAGUAUACAAACUUUACAUAAUCAGAUUUGUAGCUUUGAAAUAGAAAUUGAAAGACAGAAGGAAAUGCUGCGGAAUAAUGAAUCUAAAAUACUUCAUUUACAGCGAGUGAUAGACAGUCAAGCGGAGAAACUGAAAGAACUGGACAAAGAAAUCCGUCCCUUCCGACAGAACUGGGAGGAGGCUGACAGCAUGAAGAGCAGCGUAGAAUCCCUCCAGAACAGAGUGACUGAGCUGGAAAGUGUUGAUAAAACUGCAGGGCAAGGAGCUCGAAAUACAAGCCUGCUAGAGACACAGCUGAGCAGACAUGAUCAGAUGCUGAGUGUUCAUGAUAUUCGGCUGGCUGACAUGGACCUCCGAUUCCAAGUUUUAGAAACUGCCAGUUACAACGGAGUAUUAAUUUGGAAAAUUCGAGAUUAUAAACGUCGGAAGCAAGAGGCAGUCAUGGGGAAGACUCUGUCCUUGUACAGCCAGCCCUUUUAUACUGGAUACUUUGGCUACAAGAUGUGUGCCAGAGUUUACCUCAACGGAGAUGGCAUGGGAAAGGGGACGCACUUGUCGCUGUUUUUUGUCAUAAUGCGUGGAGAAUACGAUGCGUUGCUUCCUUGGCCGUUUAAACAGAAGGUGACUCUCAUGCUAAUGGAUCAGGGACCGUCUCGACGCCACUUAGGAGAUGCUUUCAAGCCAGAUCCAAACAGCAGCAGUUUCAAGAAGCCAACUGGAGAAAUGAACAUUGCAUCUGGCUGCCCAGUCUUUGUGGCUCAAACUGUUCUAGAGAAUGGAACGUAUAUUAAAGAUGAUACUAUUUUUAUUAAAGUCAUAGUGGAUACAUCGGAUCUACCAGACCCCUGACAUACAAUGGGGGAGGCGGAUUAAACAGAAGACAACUCCGUUUGGGGGUUUUAUAUCAGUUUGUCUUCAGUCAGAGGUCCUAAAGCUCACAGAACCACCUUGUGGAACAGACGGAAGAGUUUGAAGGCAUAACUGCAUAGGGUCCAAUUGCGAAAGUAGCAACACAUUAAGAAAUCAUACCAUGGUAUAUUUUUUAAUAGAACUAGCAACACUUAAGCUCUGAAGAAUCACUUAUCCCUCAUGAGGAUAAUGAUUAUGGUCAGAGAGGAUUUUUUUUUUUAACUUAUUAAUGAUCUAGUCAAUUGGAGGUGAAAAGACAUAUACAGUAUGUGCUGAAUAAAUUACUGACUUUUAUUUCUUUAAGCUAGAAUAUGAAAACAAAAAAAAAACCUUCACAUGUGGGUUAGCUGGAAAUUGUCAGCAUGUUAAAAGAAGAAAUGAUGAAGUAAUGUUGCAAUUAUGAUAUUAUUUGAAAAACUGAGGUGCAAUCUUGUCUGAAAUAUAGUAUAUUGUCUUUUUAAGGCCUCAUCUGGUCUCUGUUUUAAUAAUUACUUUGUCAGAAGAUCUUGGAAAAGCAUCCAUGUCUUCUCAAAAGUAUCUGAAUCAAAAUCAUAUUUUUAUUUAAAGUUCUAUUGUUACAGAAAACAUUUUAUUUUAAAACUGUUGAUAGACUGAUAUUUCUUGGAAGAAAAAUAGAAGAUAUCAAACACUGGUUAUCACUUGUGAUAGGAAAAAAAACUAUUCAAUUCUGUUAUUUCUCUUUAGAAAUGUAAACCUACAAUAUAUGUCGUAGUUAAUGACACUAUUUCAAAAUUAAGGAAAAAUCACUCAUGGAUGCUGUGCAUCAUUAUCAGAUUUAUAAUUGUUUUCACCCUAAAAUAGGGCGUUUGUUGAACUUUGGAGUUCUAAACGGAAUCCUGUACAUUUUUUAAAGUUCUGCCCCAUGCUUUCCAAUCAAGCUAUAUAUGUUGCACAUUAUGCUGUCAGCAGUAUAUAGUAUUUUCAGUAUUGGGGAGGAGGAUUAGUGCUGAAAAAAGCCUAUAUGUUUGUUCUGUACUAGCAGCCAUUGCUUCUUAAGGACAAAUCAGCAAUGUCUUAAUACAGUGAUGGUGGCUUGCAUGCAUACAUGUGCCUUAGAUGUGCUGUGCUGCUUAUAAACCAUAGCUUUUUAUUCAGAUUAAUUCUGAUAUCUGAAAUGGUAGUUUAAUUGGACUUCAGGCAUAAUGUUUAGCCUUGUCUUCAGAGCCCUUAGGUACCUUGCCGCGUACAAAAUAGAAGCCAAAGCCCAUUUCUUUGGCUUCCGGAGCUUCUAUGACUUGGCCAUGGUGGGAUCCAUCUUAUUCAGGUGCCAAAACGUUAUGCUCAGUGCUCCUAUGGAGCUUGGACUAGACAGUCUCCAUGGCCACUGUGAAGGCAGGCGACAUUUUUCCUCUAAUGCCUGUGGUUGUAAGGUGGCAUCACUUGAAACGGACCCAUCUGAGAAUUCUGUGGGGCUGUGGAUGUAUACGCUCAUGACAGCUUUUCAUAGCAGACAAGCAUCCUGACGGGGAAUGCACGGGCUUCUUUCUUAUAACAGCCUGAACUGUAGUGGAAAGCAUUUGCUAGCCCUGAAACAUGCUGAUUGCAACCUGCUGUGUUCAUCUGCUUCUAUUUAAUAGCCUGUGACAAGCAAGUCUAGAGGCGCAGCCUGACUGUGGUGCUCUUUAAAAUCCAGGAACCGCUUAAGCAGAGCAGACUUGCACCACUGUGUUUUUAGCCUUCGUGGGCUUGAAAGAAAAAAAACCUCGUGUCUCAGCCCUUUGUGUCAGGUUGUGUCGGUUUUCUGCUUUUUGAGGCAUAGUCACAAUUUUCAUCUAAGGUGCAGUUGAAUUCAUGCCUUUGUAUUUCAGCUUGUCUUUUGCCGUUGUCUUUUUUGGCUGUGCCUUCACACACAGUGCCUGCAAGAAGUAUUUAUGGAUACACAAUGCAUGCUAAGUGGUCUUCAUGGGUUUUCCAGGCACCUGCUAGAAUACUGCCUGCUGCUGACCGUCGCAACUGUCGGCAGCAACUUGUCUUCCUUUUCUUGCCUUCCAUUGUCCAGGUACUGUACUCCCUCUAUGGUACAUCGCUGUCAACAGGUGCAAGCUCAAAUGCGGAGGCAUGUGCUGGCUUUUAAUUUCUAGCACGGAAGGAGGACGUUCUGCACAAGAGAUAAAUAUCUAUAGAUAUACCCGCAUCUAUAUCUCUAGAUAUAAUUACACGGCACUUGCAGUUUUAUGCAGGCUGCAUAAGCAAACCCAUCACUUACGCUUUAGGGCGAAGGUUCGCUCAACUUGUGUCAUUUUAAUAAUUGUGAAUGUAGGCAGCUGAGCUUUUGUGUUUGUGCAUCACAGAAUUUUACUGAAAACAGGAUUCCCAAGUGGAAAUGUCCAAAGGACUCUCCUCCCAUUGCUAAUGCAUGUCUUGUAAACUUAAAUGAAACCGUUUGGCCAUCUCAAAACAGUUUAUAUCCUGUUUCAAUCUGGGACUUGGAGGAGAUUUCUAGUAUAAGCAGGGCCCAGCAUAUUCUGCAGAUUUGUGACUACAGUUUCCAACUCCUGUGACAGAAUUGCGUUUCUAAAUCCAGGCUCUUUAAAAGAGGAGGAAAAAAGAGUUUCCAGCCUUUGUGAUUGAAAGAGGACUUUGAAACAUGCGAAAAGUGUAAACUAAUAGGGAAGUCUUCCUGAGUCUGCACGCAGCCUAAACUAGUAGCUUUAAGAGAUCUGAAUAUCUCCUCUUAGUGGGAUAUUGACUCAGAAACUUCGUAGAGAAGUUUAAAUAUGAACACUGCUAACUAUAUUAAUGCCGAUCACUGUAGCAGAAACAUCAGUCACUGUUGUAUUUCACAGAUCUCUAUGCUGCUUUCCACAUCUCCCAAGUGCCAAAAGCACCAGCUGCCAGAAUCUUCAGCUUCACUUGGGCAGCUUUUAUAAUGCAGUAAUGUGCUAUCGAUAUAAAAAUAUUUUUGCAUAUAUGCUUUUUAUCACAGUUAAUAAAAUGGAGGCCUACUGCACUUAUUUUUUAAAACUACAUGAAGCUGCCAGAGAAUUUCCAGUUUGCCAACCCUGCGUACUGUGAAAUCCAGGAUCUUGCUACACAAACGUAGACACCGCCUGCUGUGGAAUACCUGAAGCCUUGACUGUAACACCCCUUUCUCCGCAGAACUCGCGGGCCAUCUCUGUAGAGUUCUUACUGUGUACAUAGAAAUCGGUUUCCUCUGCUUUCCAGCAAGGAGUAUGUAGCAUUUUGUGAAAACAAGGCCGCUGUAUAUUCUCUAAAUUGAAAGGAAAAGAUACCUGGUGCUUUACUCAACACUUUAAAUUAAUUAACUUUUUCUCUCAUCGUUGAAAUGCCCUUUAUCCUUUUUUCUGUGUGUUCCUGACCCAGAUAUCCAAAGUUUUCUAGGGAUUGUCUGUUUAAAAUUAUUUAUGGGGCAAUAGUCUGCCCCCACAUAUACUCUUGAAUCCCGGCUAGCUCCUGCGGUGUGCCGUCAUUGCAAGGGGCUCCCAGAGUAUCGGCAUUACUUUGAACAGUUUUUUCAAUGGAACCUUUUUUUCCUCUGCUUAGUAAUUCUUAGCAGGGCACAACUGAAGUCUCUUGCUGGUAUUCUUUCUUAACUGUGAUGCUCCAAGUUACGUACAAGCCUCUUCCACUUCCAGCUUUCUCUAGGGAGAUUCCAGUGUGUGACAGCCUGGAUGUUGCCCUUUUUGUACGCUCUUUCAGCACAGGGUGAGUGCAUCCGUUACCUAGAAAGUCUUGAAUUCUAAACAGGAUGAAACUUAUUUGGGUGUUUAAAGACCAACCUGCGAUUAUGAUGCAUGACCACGUCUGCAUUACUUCUUUGAUCUAAUUAAAAGGGGUCUUGUUUCAGUUACUGUCUACAUGGUACACCUUCAACUGCUGACUUACAAUAUGCAAUGUUUGAUUUCAGCCUUGUACUGUAAAUGUUGUUCUUCACAAAGAGAAUGUGCAAUAGGAAGAGGGGAUGAUGGGUGGCAUAAUUUUGACGGGGGGAAGAAAAAAUAACGUCGUGGGUAACAUGCUAGCUUUCUUAUAAAUACGAAAUGUGGUUUAUUUCCUUUUCCUAUGGGUUUUCCUACUUGGAAAAGGAAAGUUGAAGAUACGUGCCUGUUUCUGUGCCUGGUGAAUUUCUCAAAUGCAAAGAUAAUAGAGAUUUGUGUUAGUUGUAAUUUAAGCGUCGAACCCAUGAAUGUUAGGUUGUGAUUGUGUCACUCGUGUUUCUCUGCUUGCCACGUUUGUGGCCAGUUGAGAUGUGAGUUUAAAAGCUGCCACCUAUUUGUAUCUGUAUUCCAUCGCGUGGGAUAGGCAUUUCACCAACAAUGCAGGGGUUUUGUUGUUGUUUUGUUUCAUUUUUAAAACACUGGUGCUGUUUGGUCCAAGGCAGAGGGGUGUGUAGGGAGUGACAAGGAAAGUUGCCUGCACCGCAGAAGGGUGAAAAAUGUGACUGCAGUAUUGAUGCCUUGAAAUGAUUUAACUAUGCAAAUAUACAAAUAGGUGAGGGGGAAAAAUUCUUGGGUUGCAUACCUAAUCUCUUAGUUUUUGCUCUGUGAAUUACUCGUACGUGUGUAGGUACAUACAUAUACACACAGACAUGCAUGCACAUAUAUAUGCAAAGUCUUUUCUUUAUGUAGAAGUGAUGAAACAAAACCCUUUCCUCCAAAUUAUACUUGAUCAAGUGGUGCAAAUAUAACUUGCUGCUGCUAAGGGAGGAUCUUGGACAAGGGCAAACUUUGGAUUCACAUCUUCCAGGUUUGAAGACCUGUGUAUAGCAAACAAACAGUUUGUUUAGCCUUUCUGAAGACCUUGGAAUGUCAUCUAGGGCACGUGUCCUUCCUCAUACUCCGCUAAUUUGGAGGUUGCUGUAUUUUAAACAAAUAUAAUGAUGGGCAACUUGUUAAUUGCAAAUUCUUUCCUUUAGUUUGGGAAUGAAAUAUAAUAAAGAGCAGCUGGACCUCUUCCUGGAAUUCCUGUCCUGUUCAGUCAAUACCUCUGUAUUCUGGUUGACCUAGAAAUUGUAGCUACUGCAAUAAAAACGAUCGGUUCUGGAAUUCAGUCUGUCCGAGAGUAGUCUUUAGUGCUUUAUACAGCAUAGUAAGCACUUUGCAUCCACAAACAUGUUCUUCUUAUAGCAAGUGCUGUUUGUCUUUUCUGGAAAAAGGAAAGCAACUGGAUGAAGCAACUUGCCCAGAGUCACGAAAGGAAUCUCCUGGAGCUGGGACUGAAUGAGAGGUUCCAGUCCCCUAGUGUUAUCUUCAGAUCACUAGGUUUUACUCUUUUUAACACAUUUGUCGUUUUAAAGGAACUGAAAAGUUGACAUACCUUGAAGACCCACAUCAGGACAGUAAGGGCUAGAAUUAAACAUAGAAGCUGUCGUGAUUUGGGGUUGUACGUGUCUGGUGGCCCAGGUGUUGCUCACUCCUUGGCGGUGCUUUGCAGGCCCUGCAGAGUGGAAGGCCAGCCCAGUGCGUCCGUGUGAAUAUUAGCAGCAAAUGUGCAUCCUGCUCUAUUUGUUCAGAAUCCCCCAACAAAUUCAGUCUCGUUUGAUGCUCCUCUUAACUGGGGAGGGAGCGUACCGUUUUCAAGUAAAGUGGAUUAAUCUUUGGUCUGCCAGCCUGUAGUGUGACUGACCGUUUCUUUCUUGUGGGGCUUUCUCCCCUUUGCUUUAAACCAAAAUAUGGAGGGCUUAAUUGUUCUUUCCUGCCUCUUAAUCCAGGCCUUUGCUGAGAAGCACCAGAUAGGAAGGUUGUGGAAAACUUUGGAAUGCUGAUUCAGGGACAUCCUCUUAAGAUUUAGAAGAGUAGAGAUAUACAACACAUAAGGGAUCUGACUAUUCCUAUUUCUCUUCUAAUUUAUGGUCAAGACUGCAGCUUCUGUCUUCCAUUUCAUGAUCUUAGUGUAGAUACUAGGCUGUGUUUGUUUAGGUUUUUUCCCUCCAAGUUAGGAUUAGUUCCUUAGGGUUCAAAUAAGUUCUAAAUUUCACAGAGGAGCACCUGAACCAAAAUCCUGGAUCCAAACAUCCCAGACUUGAUGUGUAAUUCAAAUCUGGAUCCCAACUCUGUGGCUUACUAACCUACCCGUUCAGGGAAGGGUUUGUUGUCUCUGUGGUGUUUGUGUUUUUGGUCCUUUGGAACUAAGCUUUUAAUUUGGUUGCCAGUUCUGCAAGGACUUUUUAACUUCUUAGCAAUGCCGGUGUUCACACGCUCCAUUGCUGGCAGUGCGAUGCGUCGUGAUAAAAUUUGACUCUGUCUAAGGGUUACUGAGAUAAACCAGCAUUAUCAUUCGUAAGGGUCAUUUUCUUGCGUAGUGUUCUGAGCUUUGGAUUUGAAUAGAGCUCACAUCUGAAAGGACACAUCUUCCAACUAUGACCUGCGUCACUGGCAGAGAGUUGUAUAAUCUGUACUUGUGGAAUGGGAAGGUACAAGCUUCCAUCGUUGCUGAUGCAUCAUGUGAUCCACCUGUUUUGUUUUUCUUAUAGUUGUUGUUUGGUUUAUAUAUUUUCUUUUUUCAGUUUUAUAGGAAAAAAAAAAAAAGGGGAAGUUCAGGAUUUUUUCUACAAGGUAUAAAACUCCAAUGAUUUAGUGGUGACUAGAGAGCUGUGAAAAAUACCCCAUUAGGAGACGAUGGGCUGAACGUAGGUCCAUUUCUCUUAGACAAGUAGGAUAACCUUUAAGACGCAUGGAACAACGUAAUAAUCGGGAAAACUAAAGAUGACAUUUGUUUCCAAGAAAUUCUGUAAGAAAUAUCUAUGGAAAAGACAUCAGUGAUCGAGAAUAAUGUACAAAUUAAUGUGUUUGAAACUUGUGUAUCCAUUUCUUUAAUCUCAUACUCUUCAGUGAACGGUACACUUGUGUUCAGUUUUAUGAUCAAAAACAAAGACCAAAGAAGGCCAACCUCAUUUGAUUGUGUAUAUUCUGCCUGUCUUAAUUAUCAAUAGCUGUAAGGAUACAGUGCAAGUGAUCUGGUAACCAGUGGUUCUUGUCCUUUUCUUUUAGGGGGAAAAACAACUUUAAAAUGUAUAAUUUAUUGCUCAGCAAUAACCAUGUUGUUAAAAUAAUAAUAAUAAUUAAAAAAAAAGGAAUUAGCAACAUGUCUUAAUUUCCCAAUAGCAUUAUUAUAUGUUGUAUUUCAGUUUAUUGUAUAUUGUGUUUUUGUAUUUAUUUGUGUUUGGAGGUCUUGCUAUGUCUUUUUGUGUUUAAAUGCUAAUAAACAAGGACAGUGUGUAAGAGUGUAGAAUGCCAAACUCUGAAAUGCUAAACUGUGUUAUUAAAGGAAAAAUAAAUCUAAGUAGG